UUCCUUCCUCACGGGGGAGCCAAAAGACAGCAGACAGCGGCACGUGCCGGCGGCGGCGGAGCAGGGGGGCGCUCGUUCCACAAGUCCCUUGGCCGUGUCGGUGGGGGCGCACCGGCGCGUCCGCCCUCCGGAGGCGGCGAGCCAUGGAAACGCAGUGGGGCCUCUUCUGGGUCAGCGCGGUGUGCUUGCUGGUGCACGCCCGAGGGCAAGGCGACUUCAACUUGGAAGACGCUCUGGACGACAACGCGGAGCCCACCAAGAAGCCCCACUCAGACAUCUACCCCAGGCCGAAGCCCCCGUACCGCCCGCAGCCCGGGAAUCCUGACUCCGGCGGAAAUAUUUACCCAAGGCCGAAGCCCCCACCACCUCGCCCACAGCCUGGCUACCCCGACGGUGGAGGUCACCUCAUUGACGGGGACCUGGACGACGGCCGCUACCCGCCCAGGCCCAGGCCCAGGCCACCAGCAGGGGGCGGCGGAGGCGGUGGCGGCUACAACCCCAGUCACGACAGCUACGGAGGCGGAGGCGGCGGCGGCUACGGAGGCGGCGGUGGCUACGGAGGCGGCGGUGGCUACGGAGGCGGCGGUGGAGGUGGCUACCGCCCGGGUCACGACGGCUACGGAUCGCACGGAAGGCGCUCUAGACCCAACUCCGGUGGAUAUAACUAUGGUGGAGACAGCUACAAUACCUAUGGCAACCCGCAAGGCAACUUGGUGGCGAAAAUCGUGUCUCCCAUCGUCUCCGUGGUGGUGGUGACGCUGGUGGGCGCCGCGGCCACCUACUUCCAGCGCAACCGCGGGAGAAAUUGCUUUCGAACCAACGGCCCACAGAACGUCUGAGGACUUGGAGGUGCCCCGAGGGGGAAACCGCCGUGUGGACCAGAGCCCCGCUCCCCCUGCUCCUGUCGAAAGUCUCCUUCGUGUCCCCGGCCUCCGUGCCCGUGUCCCCGGCCUCCGUGCCCGUGUCCCCUCUCCCGCUGAGAAAACGGUGCCCUCCCCCGCCCCCCAUCGCUGACUGUGGCAUGGUGCUGCUUCUCCGGAUACCUCUGACCGCCGGGCCUGGGGGUGCCGAUGCGCCCCGCGUCUGCGCGGCCACAUGCGCUUGGACGCAGAGAUGUCUGCGUUUGCACUGAGCUCUUGCACGACCCUCCUGGUGCCACAGACACACACCUCACGUUCGCGCCCGGGGGCUUGGCUGUAAAACUCGGUGUCGUCGGCAAAAUGGCUCAGGGUCUUGGGCGGGGUGGCGACGGGGCUUCUGGGAGAAUGGGGGUUUCCGCCAGGCGGUGGCAAGGAUACUACUGAUGCUCCCUCAGCGCUGAGCUUCACAGGGCAGGUGGGCAGGAGGGACACGCAGGGCGCAGGGCAGAAACCCCCCCCCGCCCCCGGUCCCCUCCCGCUCCUGGGCACACGGCACUGGCAUUCUCUGCAGCAAGCGUGGAUGGGGGGCGGGGUUUGUACCUGCGAACUCGCUCGUGGGGAAACCGCCUCGGGGUACCUGGUCCUGGGACACCCCACGGUUUCAGGGUCUGUCUGGAGACCGUGGGAUGGACAUAAGUAGCGACAUUCAGGUGCUGGGACUUGCCGUGUGAUUUUCAGCCUUUUCAGCCUUCGGGGACCACACUGGCUUCGCUUCACUGAUCCUUUUUGCUUUGGGCUCCGGUAGAAACCCUUGCGUCCUUUAGCAUCAAGACCUCCUAUCAGCUGUCGGCUUGCAUUUUAGAGACACGCCCGGGGAGAGGGAAGGGGGAGAUUCGGGUCUAUGGCUAUCGUUGGCUUCCACGCAGAUGAAUGUUUACAGGACUUCCGGACGUGGCCGUGAACCUGAGAAGUGGGGACCAGCACGUGGCAGUGUGGGAGUCACACAGGACACCCCCUAAAGUCCCACAUGUGGGGGCUUGCAGCCGGGUCGGGGCCUGGGUCUCCACACAAAGAGAGAGAGUUGAAAGUGAAAGGUGUUUGGAAAAAAGAACUGGAAACUCAUCUCUGGGGUGGAAGGGGGGUCAAGGGUGACGGACGGAGACAGGACUUGGGGUGGUGAGCACAACAAAUACAAUUUUCCGGGGCGGGUAUCAUACAAUCGCACAGGUUGAACUGACACGAUUAUAUUCGCCGGUGUCACCCCAGUAAGUUCAAUAAACAUUACAAAAACCCCCAGGGGCAAA
Molecule: messenger RNA, 2164 nt
Organism: Phyllostomus hastatus (greater spear-nosed bat)
Lineage: Eukaryota; Metazoa; Chordata; Mammalia; Chiroptera; Phyllostomidae
Gene: XG
Product: Xg glycoprotein (Xg blood group)
Exons: 11
Coding region: 144-839 (231 amino acids)
Biological process (GO): positive regulation of neutrophil extravasation; homotypic cell-cell adhesion; T cell extravasation
Source: RefSeq, a predicted model, not a curated record